Molecule: messenger RNA, 552 nt
Organism: Iphiclides podalirius (scarce swallowtail)
Lineage: Eukaryota; Metazoa; Arthropoda; Insecta; Lepidoptera; Papilionidae
Source: the annotation of a GenBank genome assembly
AUGUCUCUGGAACGUCAAGUCCGCGCCAAGCUCGCUUCCAAGCGCAGCCCUGAACGAGAGAAAGAGGCCCAGGAGUGGAUUGAAGGUGUCUUAGGUGCCAAAUUCCCCCCUGGUGAAUUGUUCGAAGAUGUCCUUAAGGACGGAACAGUCCUCUGUCAGCUUAUCAACAAACUGAAACCUGGCUCAGUAGCCAAGAUCAACAGUUCUGGUGGGCAGUUCAAAAUGAUGGAGAACAUUACCAACUUCCAAGCGGCCAUAAAAGCUUACGGUGUCCCAGACAUCGAUGUAUUCCAAACUGUGGACCUAUGGGAAAAGAAAGACAUCGCCCAAGUUGUGAGCACAUUGUUUGCUCUCGGGCGUGAAACCUACAGACACCCCGAGUGGAAUGGCCCUUACCUGGGCCCCAAGCCCUCUGAAGAAUGCAAACGCGAUUUCUCAGAGGAAGUUCUGAAGGCCGGACAGACUGUGAUCGGUCUUCAAGCCGGAUCCAACAAAGGCGCCUCCCAAUCUGGCCAGAACCUCGGCGCUGGUCGCAAGAUCUUGCUCGGCAAG